This is a messenger RNA of Ruditapes philippinarum (Manila clam), 661 nucleotides long. RefSeq names its product MAM and LDL-receptor class A domain-containing protein 1-like. Bases 86 to 661 code for a protein of 191 amino acids. The transcript has 5 exons. The record is from RefSeq and is a predicted model, not a curated record. NCBI's taxonomy places the organism in Eukaryota, Metazoa, Mollusca, Bivalvia, Venerida, Veneridae. Gene Ontology annotation, cellular component: membrane.
AUACAGAUAUGAUUAUGAUGAUUUAGUUUGAUAAAGAUUGCGGGUAUUAUCAGCUUGUUUUUCAUUUUAUCGUCUAACAUUUAACAUGAAGGGUCGUGUAUUUUGUUUGUUCCUGAUAGGAAGCUUGUGUGGGUUUGCUGAACUGAGAUAUACCACGGACUCAUACGAGACAGCGUCAUAUGGAUCGUCGUCUGGUUCGGACUACAACUGUACAUUUAGUCACGGGUUUUGUGGUUGGAGACAGGGAACCGGUGAUGACUUUGACUGGUCGUUAGGUUCACGUAACACACCAUCAACGGGGACAGGUCCGGAUGGGGAUCACACUAGCUAUUACGGACAGUAUGUUUACAUAGAAGCGUCAAGUCCUCGACAAGUUAAUGACAGUGCCGAUCUAGAAGGGCCGUAUUUUAACAUAUACCAAUGGGAAACUAAAUGUUUCUCUUUUUGGUAUAACAUGAACGGAGUGUCGGUUGGCAGACUAAAUGUUUAUACCGUCAGCAGUGAAUAUCGUAAUACGGCUUGGCGCAACCUAGUUUGGACGAUGGAUCAUAAUCGAGGACCAGAUUGGCAUCAUGGUUUAGUCAAUAUUACAGGAAGUGGACAAAUCAAAAUAGCGAUAAGAGCUGAGAGGUGCAGGUUAUCAAGGGGAUAUUGCCAUUGA